Molecule: messenger RNA, 1014 nt
Organism: Rotaria sp. Silwood2
Lineage: Eukaryota; Metazoa; Rotifera; Eurotatoria; Philodinida; Philodinidae
Source: the annotation of a GenBank genome assembly
AUGUCGUCGUCGUCGUUCUUUCUUCGUUUCGUACUUCUUUUUGCUAUUGCCAUUAACACGUUCGCUGCACCAGUAGCACGGCAACGUCGUCAAUUUAAUGAUUUCAUGAACAAUCUAGGUUUUGGUCGACAAGGUACAGCAGCAUUUAAUGGAGCGUGGCAGGCUGCUCAAACAGGAAAGGCUAACAGUGACUUUAGUGUCGAUCGUAUUCCUCCCCGUAAUCUGGAUAAUUUUCACUUGGGUGGUCAAGCGAGCGGGGGUAUACCUUUAAUUUACAAUGGACCUAAAAAUCCGUCGCUUGGUCUUGGUGGUGCAAUAUCGGGUGCCGUCGGUGUUAAUGGAACUAAUGCUUGUUCAUUCUAUAUACUCACAAAAUUUUUCUUUAAUUUAGUAUCACUUCUUGUUGGUGUUGGUACACGUAUUCUUACCCAAGGAUUUCGUAUUGAUUUUACUUCAUCCAAUAAACUAUGGUGCAAAUUUCGAAUUCCUCUUCUUGACAUUGCCACUCUUUGUUCUUCCAGUUGCUUAUGUUUUCAAUCAUUGGAUGCCUUCUUUGCUACAUCUCCCUCGGUUUCUUGGCGACGAAAAAACUUACUUUUGAAUGUGCAAUCAGGAACAUAUGCAUGCGUUACUACUAAUGGAAGCUAUGCACUUUUUCGCAGUUAUUUUAUUGUUGUUGAACUUUAUCUUGCUAUUGCUGUUUUGGUAAUUAGCAUAUUUGAUUCCCUAACCUAUCGACAAUUACAAAAGUUAACUUCAUACGAACGAAGUCCACUUUCUGCAUUUACUAGACAAAUGACACGAAUGGUUUUAUGUCAAAUCAUCAUCGUAUUGAUCUUCGUUAUCCCAAAUGCUCUUGUAACAAUAUAUUUUGUUACUACGGCUAGUGUAAGCAAGAAUGCCUACCGUGUAGCACAAGAAGGUGUAUUCAAGUGGUUUUCAAUAUUUAUUUAUGGCUAUGGUGCACUUCCUGUAAAAAAAAGACUUAUUUUAUGCACCAACUUUAUUGAGUAG